GGACACUGAGGAUGAUGAUGAUGUACAGGGAUCCAGUAACUUCAGUAUCACUAUUACUUUAUAACCCAGAUUGAGGGAGAGGAGAGGGAUUCUUCAGCAGGAUUUCAGGGGUGAAGGACUGCUCCCUGUAAGCAUCCAAAAUGCCGGUCAUAAACGUAGAUGACCUGACGGACAAGGACAAGGCUGUAAUGGAAGUAAACCAACUUAAAAUUGAAGUGAAACUUGAGAGGUGGUUGACAUCUAAAUGCUGUGAGGAAAUCAAGGACUACAUUCAGUCUGGAGAGGAGGAGGACAUCCUCGUCAAAGGCAUUCCAGAGGACAAGAACCCCUUCAAGGAGAAAGGUGGCUGUGUCAUCUGCUAGACUGGACCUGAGGAGCUUUUCAUAUCUCUGAUUAGCACCCAAGGACAUUCUCCCUCCCCUCUUAAAAUGGAUUUGCAGAAUGAGAAGACUAGAGGGAUAUAAUAAAGAUAAAAUUAUUUAAAACUUCCCAUGUUAACAAUUCCCCAUCUUCAGGCCAGAUUUGUAGCCUCAUAAUUUGAUUCUUUGAAAUUAUGCAAUAAAUAACAAUUGUAUUGGCAA
Centropristis striata (black sea bass) is the source of this 581-nucleotide messenger RNA. It is a transcript of the gene gngt1, whose product is annotated as guanine nucleotide binding protein (G protein), gamma transducing activity polypeptide 1. Lineage: Eukaryota; Metazoa; Chordata; Actinopteri; Perciformes; Serranidae. The record is from RefSeq and is a predicted model, not a curated record. Gene Ontology annotation, biological process: G protein-coupled receptor signaling pathway. Gene Ontology annotation, molecular function: G-protein beta-subunit binding. The transcript has 4 exons. Gene Ontology annotation, cellular component: heterotrimeric G-protein complex. Bases 141 to 362 code for a protein of 73 amino acids.